Molecule: messenger RNA, 1675 nt
Organism: Naegleria gruberi
Lineage: Eukaryota; Heterolobosea; Eutetramitea; Acrasida; Naegleriidae
Exons: 1
Coding region: 1-1659 (552 amino acids)
Molecular function (GO): protein binding
Source: RefSeq, a predicted model, not a curated record
AUGUCUCAAGAUCUAUUACUGCCAGAGAUUGUCUUUCAGUGUCUUACCUAUAUUGAUCUUGCAACUCUUCCUACUUGUAUGGUAGUAUGUCGGGAAUGGCAUGAUAUGAUCAAUCAUUCACCCAUGUUGUGGCGUUUAUUGUUUGAUCAAUAUUCGGAACAAUUAUCAACAAAUCCUCGACAAGUAUUUGCUACUUUUAUGAAUCUGCCAACAACGAGUGAAGAGGAAAAUUCACUACAGGUUAAAUUUGAAGAAACUUUUAGAAAGAAGGGAUUAUUGAAUGAUGAAAAAUUGUUGAGAUCCUUGAAGUUAGAUGAUAAUCAGGCCAAGCAUGAAUUAGGAAUGCUCAUUGGAAGAAUUUAUGCUCACUGUUGGCAUGUGCAUUUGUUGGAAGAGCAUCCACCAACCAAAUACUUGGAUACCUUACUAUUUUGUGCUGGUAGAAUUGGAAAUUUCCAAUUAUAUGAGAUUGUAAGAUUGUUAGGUCUUACUCAAAAGUGUUAUCAACUCUUUAAUAUUAGUUAUAAUUAUGAAAAGAUAGAAACAUUGAGGCCUUUGUUUAGUUUGUCUUAUUUUUGUAACAUUGCUACAAUGUUAGUUAGAGAAGUUGAAGCAAAGAAAGACAAUUAUACCCAGACAUUACAGACAAUUGUUGGAUGGGAAAAUUUCAUGGUUAAAUAUUUUGAAGAAGGAAAUAAUAUCAUUCUGCCUGAAAAUUUAUUUGAGAGCGAUUCGUUUCAACGUAUGGUUUUCGAUUCCUUUGAUGACAUGAUUAGAUUUAAAGUUAUUAGAAAGGUAUUUGGUAGCAAAUGGCCUAGUGGAGAGGAGGUCAAUAACAUAUUGUUUUCUGUUUUUUUGAACAAGCUGAAUCAAAGAUUUAUGGAGAAUAAGGUGAAACCAAAUGAUUUAGUAUCCAAUAUUGACCAAUGCAUUGAAAUAUUCAAUAUUGAGAAAUGUAGUCAUGAACCAUUUAUUCAAUUAAUUGAAGGACGAUGGUAUGGACAGAUUGUAAACUUAUUUAACUCGUACAAACACUUACUUGAUGUCAAACAUGUAAAGAGACUAUUCCAAAGUGCAUUUGUUGCCACAGAUUAUCCAGACUUGAUCAAGUAUCUCGUUACUGAAUAUGAUAUUGACCCAUUGGAAUUUUUUGAUGAGAGAAAUAUCAUUGCUCAAUAUUUUGAACGAUUGCUUGAAAAUAAUGAUUACUCUCUCAGAUACAUAAUGGAUCCACUAUUAUGUGGCAGAAAAAUGAACCUUGCAGAGUUUUGUACCAAAUGCCAAGAAAAUAAUUAUCCAAAUUUGUCAAGUGUGGAGAAAGUUUUCAAUAUUAUGGAAUUAUUGGCUAAAAGUUGUCCUUCCUAUGCAUUUGUAGCUCUUAUGUCAACUUUGAAUAAUUUAUUUGAACCUCAAAUCAUAGUUAACCAUUCAAUCAUUUUUGAAAGAUUAUUAGAAUUUUAUAAUGAAGGAAAAGCUCAAUUGAGUGCCUACGAAGAGCUAUUGUACAAUACACAAAUAGUCAGUAAUUAUUCAGGUAUUAAAUAUCAGUCACUGAAAGAAAUGAUGAUUCAAGAGAGAGAAUACAAUCCAUUGUUUAGUGAAGUUCUAGAGCUUUGUGAAAAAUAUAUUAAUGAAAAGAAACAGACAGAACAGAACUAAAAUCCCAAUUCUUGUU